Entelurus aequoreus (snake pipefish) is the source of this 2658-nucleotide messenger RNA. It is a transcript of the gene b3glcta, whose product is annotated as beta 3-glucosyltransferase a. NCBI's taxonomy places the organism in Eukaryota, Metazoa, Chordata, Actinopteri, Syngnathiformes, Syngnathidae. The record is from RefSeq and is a predicted model, not a curated record. Gene Ontology annotation, cellular component: membrane. Gene Ontology annotation, molecular function: acetylglucosaminyltransferase activity. The transcript is spliced from 17 exons. Bases 369 to 2156 code for a protein of 595 amino acids.
GCAGUCUGCUCUCCUGGACAGCAGAGGGCGCACCCGAGCUGCAGACGUCAAGUGACGAUGCCUCCCGACCACAAGCAGAAGAGAACACGCAGGAGGAAUCCCACUCCUCCUCAUUUUCCCGAGGAAGUGUUAGGAGAGCCGAAAACAUUCUUCUAUGUGCAACUUGCUCAUUCUUAGAUAGCCCGAACACGGCGAGCUGUGUUGUGUGGGCCGGCGGCUUUGGCGACUACUCGACUGCCUUUUUUUUAAAACAAUGCUUCGCAAGCGCCGCCACAUCACGCACGGAGCGGCGGCGUUGGUUCUGCUCUUCUUCGGUCACAUCAUCUUAGCUGCUGGCAGCGGAGAAAAAGCCUCACAGAGUCGGGAAGAUGCGCAUGGGAUCGCCAGCAGGCAACUCGCUCUCGACCCUGGUUCCUCACUCGCUCCUUCUGCUUGAAGUGUUCGAAUUUGGCUAUGAUGGGUCUCGGCCUCCUGUUCUCCGGGUUUUUGGCUCCAAGCCGGUGGACACGAUGGAAGGUGAUGUUCCUGAUGGUGUCUGCUGGAAGCUUGAGCUGAUGUUCCAUGAAGGACUUGAUGGUUUCCUCUGGAUCUUCCUCGGUCUUUUCCGGUAUCCCCGCGAAGACCAGAUUGUCCCUCAUGCUUCUCGCCUGGAUGUCCAGCAUCGUCUCCUUCAUGCUCCUGUUGUCCCGGGGAUGACUUGGAAUUCCUUGUGGAGCAUCUCAACAAGUGCGAGGCGGCCAUCCAAACAAGUCAGCCUCUUGUCGAUGGAAUCCAGGAUGUCGGUGAAGUUUGUACCGGGUGGUGACACAUGGCCAGACCUUCAGGAGAUCGUGUUUGUCAUCCAGAGUCAAAGCAACUCCUUUCACGUGAGGCGAGCAGAAAAGCAGAGGGUGGAUUUACUGGGGCAGGCACACGCUCAGUCAGAGAAACCACCAGUGGUUCUGCUCCUCCACAAUUUAUCAGACAAUGAAGGAGACUGGAGUAUUCUUCCUAUGCUGCCCUACUUGUCUCGCUCCUUCGGGAAGAAUUCCUCCUGGAUUCUGUUUCUCGAGGAGGAGACCGACGUGAGGAUGACGAGGCUGGUUGAAGUCCUCGCAAAGUUUGACAAGAAUAAAGAAUGGUUUCUCGGGAAGCCUCUCCAUGACGAGGAGUCCACCAUCAUCCAUCACUACGCCUUCGCAGAGAACCCCUCCGUCUUCAAAUACCCUGACUUCUCCGCCGCGUGGGCCUUAAGCAUCCCCCUCGUAGUCCGGCUUGCCGACAAAGUCAGAGAAGAGCCGCUGAAAUCAGACUUCACCAUUGACCUGAAACACGAGGUGUCCUUGUACAUUUGGGACAACGGCAACGGUCCACAUCUGACUGCCGUACCCGAGUUGUGCACUGAGCCCGAGGACUCUCCGAGGGCCGACUUCUGCGCCACCACUCUGAGUGCCAAACCUCCCUGUGGUGAGCCGGUGAAUGAAGAAGAUGUUUUUGUGGCCGUAAAAACUUGUAGGAAGUUCCACAGCGAAAGAGUUCCAGUGAUCAAGAAGACUUGGGAGAGGGACGCCAUCUAUUUGGAGUACUACAGUGACCAUGCGGAUCCUUCAAUACCCACCGUCAACUUAGGCGUGCCCAACACCGAGCGAGGCCACUGCGGAAAAACAUUCGCCAUCCUCAAAAGGUUCCUCAGCGGCGACGUCCCCCAGACCGAUUGGCUCGUCAUCGUGGACGACGACACCCUGAUCAGCCUCCCCAGACUGCGAGGCUUGCUGAGCUGCUACAGCCCGUCAGAAUCGGUGUGUCUGGGGGAGAGGUACGGCUACGGUCUCAGCCAGGGAGGUUACAGCUACAUCACGGGAGGCGGAGGAAUGGUGUUCAGCAGGGAGGCGGUGGUGCGACUCCUGAACAGCGGCUGCAAGUGUUACAGCAACGACGCGCCAGACGACAUGGUGCUGGGAAUGUGCCUCAACGCUCUCGGGAUUCCUGCCACACACAGUGCACUUUUCCACCAGGCCCGGCCAGAAGACUACGCCAGGGACUUCCUCGCUCACCAGGCGCCCAUUUCUUUCCACAAACACUGGAACAUCGACCCAGUUGCCGUUUUUAACAAAUGGCUGACAGGCGAGAGCAAAAACUCAGACAAACCUAAUAAGAAUGCUAAGACUGAGCUAUGAAAUACUUUAAAUGUGUGGAUGAUUAUGUGAGUGUGUUGCUAUGGAGAUAAGUGUGUGUGUGUGUGUGUGUGUGUGUGUGUGUGUGUGUGUGUGUGUGUGUGUGUGUGUGUGUGUGUGUGUGUGUGUGUGUGUGUAUGUGUGUGUGUGUGUGUGUGUGUGUGUGUGUUUGUGUGUGUGUGUGUGUGUGUGUGUGUGUGUGUGUGUGUGUGUGUGUGUGUGUGUGUGUGUGUGUGUGUGUGUGUGUGUGUGUGUGUGUGUGUGUGUGUGUGUGUGUGUGUGUGUGUGUGUGUGAGGUUGCAUGUUAUGUAUGUGUAUUUAUAUAUGAUGACACGCUACACACAGAAAGAUGCCACUCUUUUUCUGUCGUGUUCACAAGAUGCCACUAAUGCUGUACAGUCUAUUUUCAAAUAAAUGUGGACAUUUUUAGGUUGCGUUUUUAAUCAAUUUAAGUGACCCGCUCGUAAUUAAUGCUGGUUAUUUUAUUCUGAAAGCAGUCUUUGUG